Messenger RNA from Microplitis mediator, 2463 nucleotides. RefSeq lists its product as uncharacterized. The record is from RefSeq and is a predicted model, not a curated record. Bases 1 to 2463 code for a protein of 820 amino acids. The transcript has 4 exons. Lineage: Eukaryota; Metazoa; Arthropoda; Insecta; Hymenoptera; Braconidae. Gene Ontology annotation, biological process: DNA replication. Gene Ontology annotation, molecular function: DNA-directed DNA polymerase activity; DNA binding; nucleotide binding.
AUGGCACAAAACGAUUUCAUUGCGGCGCUUCAGGGUCCAGUAGAUUCAAUAAUUAAAUCAUUUAAUGAUUUACGUGAUAAGCCAUUAGCUAAAGAACAUUGCCAGAAGUGUUAUCAAGUGUGCGCAGAUACAAUUGAUUACUUCAAUGAGAUCUUACACGAUCCACAAAUAAAUGUUCAAGUCAGAAGAAGUGUACGUGCAAAUAUUGUACUUUUAUACUGGUAUGCUGAUCAAUUUACACAAUUGAGUGGGGAAGUAACUGGUGGAUGCGUGGUGAAUCAAGCUCAUACUGAUCUUCGUGCUUUUCUUGAUGAUGCUCAAGACCUUGUAACUGAAAAAGUUGAAAAUAUGCUCAGAGAUGUUGCUGGGCUUAAAGUAAAUGUUGAAUUGAUUUGCAAAUUUCAAAAUGUAAAAGCUGAUAAUGUCAUCGAAGAAACAAAGUCAUUCAACACAAAGAGCCGAGACAUUUUACCCGCAACAUCUCUUGCUACUUGGUACAAAGAUCAUGUUAAUGAUAAAUUAUUAAAAAAAGUCGAGGAAUUUAAUCAAAAAGACUCAGGGUGGAGUUUAACUGAAAUCCACAGUUUAAUCAUUACAAUGUCGAGAUAUGCGCCUCUUCAAGCUGGAGAUUCAACGUUUGUGAAGCUACCCGAGGACAUCCUAGCGAAAAAAGCAGUUUUAAAUAUUCAAAAUUUUGAUGAACACUGUUUUUUAUGGAGCGUUGUUGCAGCAUUAUAUCCUGCUAGUAAUGGUCAUUCUGAGAGAAAAACAUCAUAUCCUCACUUCAGCUCUAUAUUAAAAUAUGAAGGUAUAAAAUUUCCAAUCACUUUAAAUGAUAUCCCAAAAUUUGAAAAAUUAAAUGAUUUACCAAUCAAUGUCUAUGGGAUUGAGUCAGAAUUUUGUAAUAAAAAAUCUGAAAAAAGUACAGUAAUUCCUCUGUAUCUAAGUAAGCUCAUAAAGUCUGAUAAAAAAUUGGAAAAAUUAGCAAUUGAAUACGAAAGAUAUUUAAAAAAUCCUAUACCAAUGAAACCACUCACCAAACAACAGCAAGAGACACAUGAUCAGGCAACCGUUUGUCAUAUUUGUGAAAAAACGAUCACUACAAAUACCGACAAGUGUUAUGAUCACUGUCAUUUCACUGGUAAUUAUCGCGGCCCAGCACAUAUAUCUUGUAAUGUUAAUUAUCCCAAGUCACAUGUUAUUCCCAUAGUCUUUCACAAUUUAUCCGGCUAUGAUUCACAUUUUUUAAUUAAAAGUCUAGCUACAUUAAUUAAAGCUGAUGUAACUUUACUACCAAUUAAUAAAGAAAAAUAUAUAUCUUUCACAAAAUCAAUAGAAAAUACUUCAGUGUCAUUACGCUUCAUAGACUCAUUCAGAUUUAUGGCAUCCAGCCUUGAAAAAUUAGCUUCAAAUCUUGGUGAUGAUGAAAAGCUUAUAACGAAACUUCACUAUUCCGACCCAGAUGAAUUUAAAUUAGUUACACGCAAAGGUAUAUUUCCUUAUGAAUAUAUUUCCAGCAUUGAUAAACUUAAUGACAAGCAAUUGCCUGAUCAAGUAUCAUUUUUUUCAAAAUUAACAAAUGAAAGUGUCUCUGAUGAGGAUUAUUUCUUUGCUCAGCUAGUCUGGAACAAAUUUAACAUCAACACACUAGGAGAGUACUCAGAUUUAUAUCUUAAAACUGAUGUACUUCUUCUAGCAGAUGUAUUUGAAAAUUUUAGACGUAGCUGCUUUGAAACUUACAGUUUAGAUCCGUUACAUUACUAUACUGCUCCCGGUCUGUCUAAUGAUGCAAUGCUAAAAUACACUGGUGUGGAACUUCAGCUUUUAACUGAUCCUGAAAUGGUUCUUUUUAUUGAAAAAGGCAUCAGGGGUGGGGUAUCUCAGUGUACAAACCGAUAUGCUGCUGCUAAUAAUCGGUACAUGGGUGAGGACUUUGAUCCAAGCAAAGCUGAAUCAUACUUGAUGUACUAUGAUGUAAAUAAUUUAUACGGCGCAGCUAUGAGUAUGUCACUGCCGACAGGUUCAUUUGAGUGGGUUGAAAAUGUAGAUGAUGAUGCAAAUAAAUUUUUAAAUGAUAAUGAUGAUAGUGUAAGAUACAUUUUGGAAGUAGACUUAAGUUAUCCAGAAAAUUUACAUGAACUUCACAAGGACUUACCCUUGUGUCCUGAGCACUUUGUUCCGCCAGGAUCCAAACACUCAAAAUUAUCGACAACUUUAAAAUUAGCAAAAAACGAAUUUGAAAAAAAUUUUUAUAAACUGAUGAACAACGCUGUAUUUGGUAAGACUAUAGAAAAUGUAAGAAAGCACAAAGAUGUACAAUUAAAAACCGAAUGGGAGGGUAGAUUUGGUGUCAAAGAAUUGAUAUGUAAACCAAAUUUCCACAGUCUUACUAUGUUUGAUAAAGAUCCCCUCGCGGUUUUCAUGAUACGGUUUGAACACUGUAUUAAAAGAGCAUACACGUAG